Molecule: messenger RNA, 1669 nt
Organism: Macroventuria anomochaeta
Lineage: Eukaryota; Fungi; Ascomycota; Dothideomycetes; Pleosporales; Didymellaceae
Product: FAD/NAD(P)-binding domain-containing protein
Exons: 1
Coding region: 179-1459 (426 amino acids)
Molecular function (GO): FAD binding
Source: RefSeq, a predicted model, not a curated record
CAAGAUGUUGAGGGCGUCGGGGACUCGGGUCGAGAACAUCGUGUACGGACUCUCGGAGGUUGUCAAUUCAGUGGAAUAAUGAAAGCCUGGAUCAGAUAAGUAAGUGUCGCAGCCACUGUGAACGUCAGAAAGGGCGCCUCUACAUCAAAGGCCUGUGAUCAGAACCUUCAAUACCAUCAUGUCACAACAACCUUUAAACAUCCUCAUCUCAGGCGCAGGAGUAGCAGGUGCUUCAUUAGCACUCACACUCGCCCGUCAACCAGGCUUCAAGAUGCAGCCCAACAUCACGCUCAUCGAGAAGUCUCCCGUACCACGCACGACAGGACAAGCCGUCGAUAUACGUGGUCCAGGCGUAGACGUCAUCCGCAACCUUGGAUUGGAGCCUGAGAUCAAGGCCAGACAUACGACAGAGACUGGCGUUGCCAUUCUGAAUUCCAAAGGGGACGUUGCUGCGACAUUCACUGCGACUGGUGACGCCAAGAACCAAAGUGCAACCAGCGAGUACGAGAUCUUACGAGGUGAUUUGGCGGGCCUCCUGCUUGAUGGUGUCAGCGAAGCGAAAGAGAGGAACGUGAAGGUGGACGUGGUGUAUGGCGAGUACAUCGACCAUAUCGAAGAGCGGAAAGAUGGUUCUGGGGUAGAUGUCUACUUCGCCAACGGAAAGAUUAGCGACCAAAAGUUUGACGUCGUGGUUGGUGCGGAUGGCAUUGCGUCGAAAACGCGCAGCCUGAUGUUCGGCAAAGAAGACCUCCGCGAGUACGUGAAACCGUCGGGCAUGUACCUUGGAUUCUUCUCAAUUCCACGCCUCCCUGAAGAUGACUCGCUUUGGAAAUUGUGCCAGGUGCCACCGGGCCUCGGCAUGCAUCUCAGACCUCAUUGCAACAAGAAGACCAUGGGCGUCUACCUCACUGUUUGUAACUCUACACCGUCGCGUAAUCCUGAGCUCGAGGAUAUUGUGCAUGCUGAUGUUGCUACACAAAAGACGUACCUCCGACAGCGAUUCCAGAAUGUGGGCUGGCAGAGUCAACGCUUCCUCGAGGGUCUUGACGCGACUGAAGACUUCUACAUGACGCACUGGUGUCGAGUUGUGACGCCGCAAUGGGUCAAGGGUCAUGGUGUCAUCUUGGGCGAUGCCGCCUUCGCAACGAUGGGUAUCGGCACAAGUCUGGCGAUGACUGGAGCGUACUGUAUCGCUGGUGAGCUGUCAAAGAUUGAGUCCGCCGAUCAGGUACCAGAAGCACUACGGAAGUACGAGGACCUCUUUCGACCUUGGGUGGAGAAGCACCAGUAUGUAUUGCCUGGCGCCAUGCAGCUCAUGAACCCGCAGACAGUGUGGGGUAUUUGGGUGUUUCAGACCAUCCUCAAAGUGGUGGCCUUUUUGAGAGUGCCACGGCUGCUCAUGUACUUCUUCGGUGGUGAAGGGAAAGAGAGCUGGAAAUUGCCUGAGUAUGGCUGGUGAUGGGUGUAGCUGCAGAAACUGGUUUUUUCUCAACAUUUUCAUUUCCGGUGGGGGGCCAAAUCUUCCAAUGCUCUCAACUCUAAUAUAUCAACCAUGAAAACCAAGACAAGAUUAUUUCCCGUCUAUUUCGAUAAAACUCAAGCUCCAGUCUUCUUGGCCAGAAGCCAGACAAAGUUUGCAUCUCCCUCAACCUGUUUCGUCUCUCGAACG